UGACGAAAGUGUGUGACGUAUUUUAUGGCCUCAUGUUUGUUUACCGCCCCGUAAUCCGCCAACGAAAGUAAUUGUGAUCAGUAUUUGUUUUGAAAACAAACUUGGUAUAUAGUUGUCUCACACCAUCGCAACCACACUAUCCGGCUAGUAUUGUGCUUCGAAUUCCCGGAAUAUCGAGCGCUGUCAUCGACACCACAUUGCCAAAUCAGCUGUUCAGUUUACGCCCAUCGGUAUCGAUCACGCCACCAUCAACACAGUCAGAUUCUUUACUCGUGGUCGAGAUAUCAUAUCACCAUGAAAUGACAGUGUUAAGAAAGCAGUUCGUAUUAUUAUAAAAAAAAAAAAAACUUAUUAGUAUUGUGAACCACUCGGGUAUGCGCAUAGAGUAAAGAUGGCGACAACAGACAAUCGAACUAGUGUGCGUAUUCCAGAUGCUGAGACGUGGGAAAAGUCAAAGAAAUUCACUGUGUAUAAGGUUGUUGUUUCAAAAGGGGACAAAACUUGGUUUAUAUUCAGAAGGUAUAAUGAAUUCAACAGACUUUAUGAUAUGCUGAAGAAACAAUAUCCAGAGAUAAAUCUAAAACUUCCAGGAAAAAAAAUCUUUGGCAACAAUUUUGAUAAGGACUUUAUAAAACAGAGACGAGAAGGACUGGACGACUUUAUACAAAAACUUUUAAAACAUCAAAAAGUCUUACUCAACCCUGAUGUACGAGAGUUCCUGUUGCUUGACAACCCUCGUAAUACAUCUGUGGACGAAGACAGCAAUGAAGAACAGGACCAAGACAGUAGCUCUGACACUAACAAAAUUAAUCUAGGGGGCACCGAAAAACAAAAUGUCAAGCCGAGUGACUAUGAUUUCUUAAAGGUCAUUGGCAAAGGAAGCUUUGGUAAAGUUCUCUUAGCCAAGCACAAGAAAGAAGGCAAAGUUUUUGCAGUUAAGGUGCUCCAAAAACAGGCUAUUAUGAAACGAAAUGAGGUAAAACACAUCAUGGCUGAGCGUAAUGUGUUACUAAAGAAUGUUAAACACCCCUUCCUGGUUGGCUUGCAUUAUUCCUUCCAAACCAAAGACAAGUUGUAUUUUAUCCUGGACUACGUCAACGGUGGUGAACUGUUCUUCCAUUUACAAAAAGAAAGAUAUUUCACAGAGUGUCGUGCUCGAUUCUACGCAGCCGAAAUUGCAAGUGCACUUGGAUAUCUUCACUCGCUUGAUAUCAUAUACAGAGAUUUAAAGCCAGAAAACAUUUUAUUGGAUGCUCAGGGACACGUUGUACUCACUGAUUUUGGUUUGUGUAAAGAGAACAUAACAGCUACUGGAACAACUGGUACAUUUUGUGGAACACCGGAAUAUUUGGCACCUGAAGUUCUUCGUAAACAAGAAUAUGACCGUUCAGUCGAUUGGUGGUGUCUUGGUGCUGUUCUCUAUGAGAUGAUGUAUGGACUGCCACCAUUUUAUAGCCGCGACACCGCUGAGAUGUACGAUAAUAUACUUUAUAAGCCACUACGUCUACGUACAAAUGUAUCACAAUCAGCAAGGAUGCUGCUAGAAGGGCUUCUCCAGAAAGACCGCCAGAAUCGACUCGGUGCGGGCCAGGCUGAUUUCUUAGAUAUUAAAAAUCAUCCAUUUUUCAGCACCAUCAACUGGGAUGAACUGGAAGCGAGGCAAAUACCGCCACCAUACAACCCUAAUGUGACUGGCCACAUGGACUUGAGGCAUUUCGAUCCUGAGUUUGUACGGGAACCUGUUCCCCAAUCGGUCGGCAAAUCAAUGGAUCAUAACGGUGUCAGUGCCAGUGUCCAGGAAGCAGACAACGCAUUUAUGGGAUUUUCGUAUGUUCCUCCUGAAUCCUAUGAUUAGACUGCUCUACACACUCCACGAAACCAAAAUGGUUGGAUUUCAUCAACUACAGAGCGUUCUUCCACUAAUAAUAAGCAGCAACAGUUUCUAAAAAGUACCACAGACAUGAGCUUCACACCCCUCACAAGGAAUGAGAAAGUCUGACUUUUAAUCUCACUCAGAUGGUUUCACAACACAUGCUGCUCACCCCUGCCAGCAAAAUGGUUGAACUAAACAGACAAUGUGCAGGUUGGGCAUUUAACAGUGAAACACUGAUGCUGAAAUUUUAUAC
Saccoglossus kowalevskii is the source of this 2126-nucleotide messenger RNA. RefSeq names its product serine/threonine-protein kinase Sgk3-like. The record is from RefSeq and is a predicted model, not a curated record. Gene Ontology annotation, molecular function: protein serine/threonine kinase activity; ATP binding; phosphatidylinositol binding. Gene Ontology annotation, biological process: protein phosphorylation. NCBI's taxonomy places the organism in Eukaryota, Metazoa, Hemichordata, Enteropneusta, Harrimaniidae.